This is a messenger RNA of Neltuma alba, 2074 nucleotides long. RefSeq lists its product as uncharacterized. The coding region runs from base 366 to 1670 and encodes 434 amino acids. The record is from RefSeq and is a predicted model, not a curated record. Lineage: Eukaryota; Viridiplantae; Streptophyta; Magnoliopsida; Fabales; Fabaceae. The transcript has 4 exons.
AAAUCGGGGUUCGUCUUAUGGUUAGUUUCUUUCCUUUUCCAUGAUUAAGACUUCCUCACUACGCUUAUUUGUUCUCGUUAUCGUUCAAGAAACGCAAUCCGAAGAAGGAAAUCAAUCAGUUUAGCGAAUUCUGGUGCGUUUGACCUUGAGAAUAUCGAUAAGCUAUCAAUUUAAUUCAGCGCUAGCACAUUUCACCCUUUUUCCUCCGAAUCGCUGACUGAUUUGGAAAUGCCUUAAACACAGUAAAUCCAUGGCUUCUGAUCUCCUUGUCCGAACGGAGCAAUCUCAUGCUCAAACUCCACUAGUCACCCCAAAGUCGAAUCGAAACGACGUCGAAGCAGGACAAAGCGGCCAGAGGCAAGGAGAUGAUCAACGAACCGGAAGAGACUCAGCUGGAUCGGAUGCUUAGUCGCAUAGAAACGUUUCUCGCAUUGAUUGGAUUCGAGCAGUCGUCGUGGUUGAGUUUUGCUCUGUCUUGGACCUCUUUCCUGGUGGUCGGCGUGGUAGUUCCGCUGGUGGUGCUCUUCGUUGGCGACUGCACCGAUUGCGAGGAGUAUCAACGGAAGAAUUUCGAGGUAGAAAUCGUUGCCUUUCAGGCGUGUCUCGCUGCCGUCUCCUUGCUCUGCCUCUCUCACAAUCUGCGCAAGUAUGGUUUAAGGAGGUUCCUCUUUGUUGAUCGGUACAGUGGAAGAUUGAUGAGCUUACACGAACGUUACAUCAAACAAGUUUCGGAAUCUUUUCGGUUGCUUGCUCUGUGGGGUUCGACAUGUUUCUUUCUGAAGACUAUCAGAGAAAUCAUUCGCCUUUCACACGUAAAUCACGAGUCAUGGUGGCCUUCGUUUGCUGUUUCAGUAGCUUUGAUCAUAUCCUGGACUUAUGUGAGUACAAUCUCUCUAUUGGCCAGCAUUUUGUUUCACUUGAUCUGCAACUUGCAAGUUAUCCACUUCGAUGAUUACGCGAAGCUCAUACAAAGGGAUGCUAAUGUGCUCAUUUUCAUGGAGGAGCACAUUCGGUUACGCUAUCAUCUCUCCAAGAUAAGCCAUAGGUUUAGAAUCUAUCUCCUUCUAGGAUUCUUCGUUGUUACAGUUAGCCAAAUUGUCACUCUGAUACAAGUCACGGCAUUUAGUGGAUUAAUUACUUUCGCGAAUGGUGGAGAUUUUGCUGUGUCUACAAUUGUUCAGGUUGUUGGAAUCAUUAUUUGUCUGCACGCAGCAACAAGGAUUUCUCAUAGAGCUCAAAACAUUGUUUCACUUGCGAGCAGAUGGCAUGCUCUAGCCACAUGCACUACUUCUGAUGCGUCUCCACUGAGAAGUUAUGCUAGUGCGGGGAGCCUGGAGCCUGCAAACCAUUUAAAUUCUUUACAUUUCAAUUCCUCUGAAAGUGAUCUAGAAUCUUUGGAAUUCAACGUGGUGCCUACGAAUAGCCAACUUGCUUCUUACAUGUCCUCGCAUCACAAGAGACAAGCUUUUGUGAUGUAUCUACAAACGAAUCCUGGAGGAAUCACUAUAUUUGGAUGGGUAGUUGAUCGGUCCCUUGUCAACACAAUAUUUUUCCUGGAACUUACGCGGUGGUUACAUUCUUGGCAAGACCAUAUUAUGAUGCAUAUUGUAAACAUGUAUCAGCGGGCGGGCAUCGUUUGUCAUCUUUUGGUCGAGAAUCACUUCGUGUGAAAAAGUGAUUUCCACAGUCAAAACUGAGGCAGGGGCAGACUGCCAAAAGGAUAUCACAGGAAGCCCACUGGAAAAAAAAAAAAAAAAGUUUUGCAGGUCUUCGACUUCGGAUAGGGGUGAAGUGUAGUCCAAUUGGUUUCCAGUUAUUCCAUAAAAGACGAAGCGUGGACCAGGCGACCUACCACACCGGACCACAUAUUGGAGAGAGCAUCUAGGCCCACCAAGGAUUUUUUUUUUUUAUUUUUUAUUAUUCGCAUUUUUUGUAGACUUUAGUUGAUUCCAUGCUUUUGAAAAAAAUUUUCCGUGUACUAAAUUUAAUAUGGAGACUUUUAAUAGUAUUAUUUUAAUUUUAUGUAAAAUUUUAAAUUAAACUAAAUGUUUCUGAUAUUUCAUUUCCGAAUUAA